This is a messenger RNA of Mytilus trossulus (common blue mussel), 896 nucleotides long. Its product is annotated as fibrinogen-like protein 1. The transcript is spliced from 8 exons. Lineage: Eukaryota; Metazoa; Mollusca; Bivalvia; Mytilida; Mytilidae. The record is from RefSeq and is a predicted model, not a curated record. Bases 19 to 873 code for a protein of 284 amino acids.
UUCUGCAAAACAUCCACGAUGAAUACUUAUGUUUAUUUAUUGUUUAUCUGUACGUUUGUAACCAAAGUUAUUUGGUGUGACACAGAAGCAAAGAUGAAAAUCUUGGGAAGUCUUACUGCCACUGGUACAAUGAAAAACUUUGCAAAGGACACCAGCAAAACAGUUAAACUUGCCACCGAGAUUAAGAAUAUGCUGAACGGAAUGUGUACGUACAGCAAAUAUCAAAACAGUUACGAGAAGAUUCAUAAAAAGGUUCAGAAUAUCUCUACAGACAUGGAGGUGAUCAAAGAAAAACUUGACAAAAUACAGAACUUAGUCAGUAACAUUCAAUGCAAUCCAGAUGAGAUAGGAGGAUGGACUGUUAUUCAAAAGCGGUAUGAGGGUAGUGUUGAAUUCAACAGAAAUUGGAAGGAUUAUGAAAAUGGAUUUGGAGACAAACGUGGAGAGUUCUGGUUAGGCAAUAAGAAUAUAGCAAAACUAACAUCUGAAAAAAAUCAUGAACUUAGGAUAGAUGUGGAGGACUGGGAUGGAAACAAGCGUUAUGCAGUUUAUAAAAGCUUUUCAGUAGGCGACGCAUCUACAAAAUACCAACUCACAAUCGGCAAUUACUCAGGAAACGCCGGUGACGGAAUGAGCCAAUUUAACGGGAUGAAGUUCUCAACAUAUGAUCAAGAUAACGACAACUAUAGUGAUAACUGUGCUGAUCAUGCCCUAUUCAAAGGUGGAUGGUGGUACAAUGGCUGUUGGAAAUCUAAUGCCACCAUUCUAAAUGGACAUUACACCCAUAGAAAUAAUACUUCUCAGGGUAUUAUUUAUAAAUCGUUUAAAAAAACCUCUCUGAAAAAAUCUACCAUGAAGAUUCGGAAAGUGUAAUAACAAGUCUUACAAUCAAUAAA